Molecule: messenger RNA, 339 nt
Organism: Protobothrops mucrosquamatus (brown spotted pit viper)
Lineage: Eukaryota; Metazoa; Chordata; Lepidosauria; Squamata; Viperidae
Product: malonyl-CoA decarboxylase, mitochondrial-like
Exons: 1
Source: RefSeq, a predicted model, not a curated record
AUGGCAACCGAGGCCUACCCGGGCCUGGACGAAGCGCUCCGGCGGGUCGUCCCGCCGCUGCCGCCCUACGAGACCCGCGAGAAGGCGGCGGCGCCGGCCGGGGCGGCGCUGGAGCAGCGGAGCGCCGAGUUCAUGCGCUUCUACCGGUCGCUGGGCGGCGGCGGCGGCGGCGGGGCGCGGGCCGAGCUGCUGCGGCGCCUGGCGGGCGACUUCGGCGUGGAGCACGGGCGGGUGGCGGAGGGCAGCGCGCGGGUGCUGCGGCUGCAGGAGGGCGAGCCCGGCGCGCUGCUGCAGGCCGAGGACCGGCUGCGCCACGCGCUGACCCCGCGCUACCGGGGC